This is a messenger RNA of Halichondria panicea, 2493 nucleotides long. Its product is annotated as inhibitor of nuclear factor kappa-B kinase subunit beta-like. The record is from RefSeq and is a predicted model, not a curated record. Gene Ontology annotation, molecular function: ATP binding; IkappaB kinase activity. Gene Ontology annotation, biological process: positive regulation of transcription by RNA polymerase II; peptidyl-serine phosphorylation; tumor necrosis factor-mediated signaling pathway. NCBI's taxonomy places the organism in Eukaryota, Metazoa, Porifera, Demospongiae, Suberitida, Halichondriidae. The transcript is spliced from 20 exons. The coding region runs from base 58 to 2376 and encodes 772 amino acids. Gene Ontology annotation, cellular component: cytoplasm; IkappaB kinase complex.
UUUGAGGCGAUCUUUACCGAAUUAACAAACAGUUGUUUUUAGUUUGUGAGUGUGUACAUGUACGUGCAGUGUGUAGUAAUGGCUCAAGUAGGCUUCGAUGCUGGCUACAGUGAUGACGAGCAGUAUCACAGCGCGGGGGACAGUCCGCCACCCUCACGUGCCCAGGAGCUGUGGACCUUUGAUAGGGAUAUAGGCCAGGGAGGUUUUGGAAUUGUCAAGUUGUUUGUGCAUAAGCUCACAGGGGAGAAGCUUGUUCUUAAGGAAUGUCGUCAGCUCAAUAUUUCCCGUGAGUCAUUUGAUCGCUGGAUGCAGGAGAUGGAGAUCAUCAAGCGCUUGGAUCACGUCAAUAUUGUCAAGGCGCAGAGUCCACCCGAGGGACUGUACUACCGUCCCCAAGGAAACGUGCCAUGUAUAUAUAUGGAGUUCUGUGGCGGAGGGGACCUCAGACAGGUACUUCGUGAACCUGACAAUUGCUGUGGUCUCCCGGAGGAAGAUGUCCGACAAAUCUGCUCUGACGUCAACUCUGGUAUCCGGUUUCUUCACAAGAAGAAGGUCAUCCACAGAGAUCUCAAACCAGAGAACAUACUGCGCAAGAUCAUCCACAAGAACAAGGUUGUGUAUAAGUUGACUGACUUCGGAUAUGCCAAGAGUUAUGAUCAGAGUAGUGUGUGUACCUCCCUGGUGGGCACCAUGCAAUAUGUGGCCCCGGAAGUGCUCAAGGGUCAACACUAUAACAGCAGUGUGGACGUAUGGAGCUUUGGAGUAGUUGUGUUUGAGUGUGUCACUGGAAUUCGUCCAUUUCUCCAUGGAGAGCCAACCAUGAACAUUCUCUGGGUUGACUGUGUUGCCAAGAAGGGUCCAAAGGUCAUCCAUAUCCAUUACAAAGACAAUACUGACAAACCCGUGUACUCUGACCACCUACCACACCCUCACAGACUAUCAAGACCCCUGGAGGAAGAGCUGACGUCAUGGUUACAGACUGCACUACAGUUCAACCCUGAGCUCCGAGGGGCUAAGAGAUUGACCAAUGAGGACGCUCCCUGUAUCAGUCACAUGACUACUAUCCUGGGUACAAAGGUUAUGAAUAUCGUGUGCACUGCCACUGGAGACGUCCACUCCUACACAGUCACUGACAAAACCAAAGUUUCAGAUCUGAAACGCCAGUUCCAGUUAGAGUCAGAGGUGAAGCCAGAGGAGCAGUAUCUCAUUCAGCCUGAUGGUACGCUACCCUUGGACUCUGACCCCGUGACCUCUUGUAUAUCUGCUGAAGAGAUGGGAGUGUUGUUCAUGUUCCCCAUAUUUCUAAUGCCAUCGUUCAAGGUCAUGCAUGACAGCAACAGCUCCGUCGCUAAACUCACUUCUUUCGGAGAUGAGAAGAUUUCAACGGAUGCGAGACGCUCUGUGUUCUCUCAUGUGUAUCAUCACAUCAGAGCUCAUCACUUGUUCUUUGAUAGGCUCCACAAAGCACACAAGGCCAUCCUUUAUCAGAUUCGUAUCCAGUGCACUCUGGUGAGAGAGGGGGAGCAGUCUCUGUUGAGGUCGUAUGAUGUGGUCACUGCACUGCUAACACUGCUCAGAGAUAUGUUAUCUAGUGACCAGCCACAGUUGCAGCAACUACCUCCUGAAACUAUCGACGAGCUAACGCCCACCUGGACCUCGAUGAGUGCACAGCUUGAGGACUACAAUGCUCGGCUGACUCAACUGACCAAUCAGAUUGCAGACAUGCGUAGAGAAGCGGAGACGUACCUGAGACUAGCGGAGGAGAUGAUCUGUACUGAUGCUGACAAUGGCAGAGAGUUCCAUAAAUACUACAACUCUUAUGUGGCCAGAGCUAGAGAUAUUUUAUCAGACAUCAAGGUCAGUAAGGGCAGGCAGCUCUCCUCCAGGGGGCGCAUGCAAGAUGUCCUCCUGCAAGCCAUCCAUCAAGCACAGUUCAUUAUUGAGACCAAGCUGAAUGGUGUUAGCUUCUGUCAGGAGUAUGUGGCACUAGGUCACCUGAUACAGAGGGUGGAGAGUUGCAAGGAGAACACUGGACAACUCAGGAGUGGGCUGGAUAGGUUAUUAGAGCGUCGCAACGAGGCGCUAUGGAAGGUUGCCAGGGGCAACAGUGGCCUUGUCAUGAGCUCUGUACAGCGCAGGAUUAGUCGGCAAGACACUGUGGAGGAAUCACCAGAUGGUAUGACUGACCUGGUGCAACACUACUCCCGCUCUCAACUACAGAGGGAGGAGUCUCAAGAUGAAACACGCAAUCUCCUGGUCACUAACAGACAACUACUCAAAAGGUUGGCGUCUCUACCAGGUGUGGCCACACCCAUUUCCCCCGCCUCUUUAUCCGUAUCAUCAUCACUACCUAUAACUUCAGAACUCUCAAACUAACAAUUAUCUUUUUUAUUAUUGUCUUUUGAUUGUCUUUUUGUAUGUCGUGCGUACAUACACCACAUUCUCAUGUCAUUUUGUCUCGUAAAUAAUCAUAAUUUUUAAAUGAAAUACGAA